GAUUUUACCUUCUGAACCAGAAGACACACUGUAUACAUGGAAGCAGAAAACCACACAGGAUUAUCACAGUUCCUCCUCCAGGGCUUGUCCGAUGACCCUGAAUUGCAGCCUGUUCUCUUUGGACUGUUCCUUUCCAUGUACCUGGUCACCAUCCUGGGAAACCUGCUCAUUAUCUUGGCUAUGAGCACUGACCCCCACCUCCACACCCCUAUGUACUUCUUCCUCUCCACCCUGUCCUUCACUGAUGUCUGUUUAAUCUGCACCACGGUCCCAAAGUUGCUGGUGAACAUCCAGGCACAGAACAAGGACAUCUCCUACAUACAGUGCCUCACUCAGGUGUAUUUUUUUCUUCUCUUUCUUGGGAUGGAUAAUUUCCUACUGACUGUGAUGGCUUUUGACCGCUUUGUGGCCAUCUGCCACCCGCUGAACUACACCAUCAUCAUGAACCCCUGGCUCUGUGUCCGCCUGGUUCUCAUGUCUUGGCUCAUCAUGUUCUGGGUCUCCCUCAUUCAUGUUCUGCUGUUGAAUCAACUGACCUUCUCCACAGGCACUGAAAUCCCACAUUUUUUCUGUGAACUGUCUCAUCUUCUCAAGGUGGCCAGCUCUGAUACCCUUGUCAACAACAUCUUUCUGUAUGUGGUGGCUGCCCUGCUGGGUGUGUUCCCUGUCACUGGGAUUCUCUACUCUUACUCUCAGAUUGUCUCCUCCUUAAUGAGAAUGUCCUCCUCUGUGAGCAAGUAUAAAGCAUUUUCCACCUGUGGGUCUCACCUCUGUGUGGUUUCCUUGUUCUAUGGAACAGGAUUUGGGGUUCACCUCAGUUCUGCUGUGACCCAUUCUUCCCAGAGAACCAUGAUUGCCUCAGUGAUGUACACUGUGGUCACCCCCAUGCUGAACCCCUUCAUCUACAGCCUGAGGAACAAGGAUAUGAACAGGGCCCUGGGGAGACUCCUCAGCAAAGCAGCUUCUUCUGUUUGA
Molecule: messenger RNA, 975 nt
Organism: Marmota monax (woodchuck)
Lineage: Eukaryota; Metazoa; Chordata; Mammalia; Rodentia; Sciuridae
Product: olfactory receptor 7D11-like
Exons: 1
Coding region: 37-975 (312 amino acids)
Biological process (GO): G protein-coupled receptor signaling pathway
Cellular component (GO): membrane
Molecular function (GO): olfactory receptor activity; G protein-coupled receptor activity
Source: RefSeq, a predicted model, not a curated record